UGUGACAUGUUGAACUUCCUACAUGUUGAAAAAGGUAGCCUUAGAAAUCUCAUCCAUGUAACGUUGACCAAGUCAGCCCUCAUCCUUUGAUUCGUGCUCUGAAUCACCCCAUCCUUUUGUGCUGAAAUUCUGCAAACAAUUCAAAUUCCUUGCAUCGACAAACGGAAGGGCUGGUUGUGUUCGCGGCGAAUUGUGGGCAAAUUCCGGAAAAUAUUCCAGUUCCUAAGGAUUUUGAACCGAAAUUGUGAGGUUACUGUGUUUUCCGGUUAAAACUGCCUCAAUUUUGUCUGAAUUCAGUUAUCAGUAAGCCUGUUGUGAGUGUGAUUGAAAAUGAGCAUCAUUGGACUGGACAUUGGCAACGAAAACUGCGUUGUAGCGGUGGCAAAGCAGUGUGGUAUUGACGUGGUUUUAAAUGAUGAAGCGAAGCGAGAAACCCCCGCAAUGGUCUGUUUCGGCGAAAAACAGCGGUUUCUUGGUACAGCAGCAGUGGCCUCGGCUACUAUGAAUCCCAAAUCCACCAUAUCACAGAUCAAACGACUCCUUGGAAGGAAGUUUUCUGAUCCGGAGGUACAGAAGGACCUCCGCCUCUUUCCUUUUGAGGCUUCAGAGUCUCCCUUGGAUGGCUGUGUUCUAAUACAUGUCAAUUACAUGUCAGAAAACAAUAAAUUCAGCCUGACACAAAUCCUCGGUAUGAUUCUGUCAAACCUGAAGCAAAUUGCCAUGAAGAGCUUGGAAACCACGGCUGUUUCCCACUGUGUGAUUGGAAUACCGGCCUAUUUUACAGAUUUGCAGCGGCGAGCGUAUUUAGACGCGGCUACCAUAGCUAACCUUAAGCCUAUUCGUCUAAUGCAUGAGUCUGCGGCUAUUGCUCUUGAUUAUGGUAUUUAUAAAACAGAUUUGCCUGAAAUCGAGCAAAUAAUCGUUGUAUUUGUGGAUGUAGGGCACUCUGACACGCAAGUAAGCGUUGCAGCCUUUAAAAAGGGCCAAGUAAAGAUGCUCAGCCAUGCCUUUGACAGAUCCUUAGGCGGCAGGGAUUUUGACGAGGUUCUUUUCAAUCAUUUUGCCCAGAAAUUUAAAGAAGAGUACAAGAUUGACAUUCUUACAAAUCAUCGCGCGAGCUUGAGGCUUCGUGCUGCUUGUGAGAAGCUGAAGAGGGUUCUCAGUGCAAACGCAGAGGCGUCUCUUAAUAUCGAGUGUUUAAUGGAGAAGGAUGUGCGAGGGUUUAUCAAAAGGGAGGAGUUUGAGACGCUUUCGUUUGAUUUGUUGGAGAGGAUCAAGGUGCCCUGCAAGAAAGCUUUGGAGGACGCUCAGUUGAGCUCGCAUAAGAUAUAUGCAGUGGAGGUUGUGGGAUCCGGUUCAAGAAUUCCUGCAAUUAUGAGGGUUUUGAGUGAGUUUUUCAAGAAGGCAUUGAGUAGAACCCUGAAUGCCAGCGAGUGCAUUGCCCGAGGUUGCGCUCUUCAGUGUGCUAUGCAGGCUGCUAUGCUCAGCCGUACCUUUAGGGUUCGGAAAUUUGAGGUUCAAGACUCUUUUCCUUUCUCCGUUGCUCUAUGUUCGAAAAGUCCUGCCUCAGAGACAGAUGAAGAGAGUGUGCCAACACCAUCGGAUCGUUUCUUAUUUUCAAAGGGUGAUCCAAUACCUAGUACAAAAGUGCUAAGUUUGUGCAAGAGUGGACCAACCUUCACGCUAGAUGCUGAUUAUGUUGAUACAGGGGAUUUACCUCCAGGAACAUCUCCAAAGAUUACCACCUUCACCAUUGGCCCUUUCCAAGCUACUAAAUCUGAGAAACCAAGGAUCGAAGUGAAAGUUGGCUUAAAUUUGCAUGGCAUUAUAACAAUUGAAUCAGCUUCCCUUAUAGAGGAGGUGGGAAUCCCAGUUACUGAGUCACCAGCUUCUAGAGAAAUAAAAAAGAAUAAGGAUGUUGAGCUUUCUGCAGAUGCAGCAGGGGAUGAUGCUGGAAAAUGUUAUGCCUCUACUGGAUCUACAUCUCCUAUAGCUAUUAACUCUAGACAGCAUAUGAAAAAGUCCAAGAGGACAGACACACUAGAUAAUGAGGUUGUCAAUAGAGGCUUACCACAAGAGGAGUUGCAAAAAGCAGUAGAAAAAGAGGUUGAUUUGGCACGUCAAGAUAAGAUUAUGGAGGAGACUAAAGAUACGAAGAAUGCUGUGGAAUCCUACAUAUAUGAUAUGCGUAAUAAGCUUUCUGACAUUUACCACAACUAUGCAACGGAGUCAGAGCGGGAAAAAAUUUCAAGAGAUUUGCAGCAAACAGAAGAUUGGUUGUAUGGGGAAGGUGACGAUGAAACCAAAGAAGUGUUUAUAAAAAAGCUUGAUGAACUUAAAAAUAUUGGAGAUGCCAUUGAACAGAGAUACAAGGAGAAGGGAGCUCAUUCACAAGCAGCUGCUGACUUAAUGCACGAUAUCACUUCUAAUCGAAAUUUAGCUCCAUAUAGAGAUACUAAAUAUGAUCAUAUAGACCCCAAAGAUAGACAAAAGGUUAUUAAAACAAGAAAGCAAGAUUCAAUGCCAAAGGAUGCAGAUCCAAUACUUCCCUCAGCUCAAGCUGAUACCAGAAAGAGAACCGAGGUUUCGAAUAGGAAUUUCAAACCAAUUAUGACACAACCUAACCAAAAUGCACCUCAUGGAGGCGAACGGUCAUCAGAGCCAAUGGAUAUUGAUCAUGAACAGGAUCCUGAGAAUACACAUUCAGAAUGAAGAACUUAAAUCUGGAAAGGAUUCUUAGGUUUGAGUUAUGAACAUUCUUGACAAUACACAUUCCAAAUGAAGACCUUACUCAAGGAAUGAUUUUUAAGGUGAAGUGGAACAAGUUUUACGUCAGUUUCAUGUUCAAACCCUGUGCGGAUUAUAUUACUUGAAUGAUAGUUUCUGCAUCUUACUUUUAUGGGUUCUUCAGUUUUCAACUUAAUACCAUGUGCUAGUUAAGUACAUGGGCUGUGGAUAUUUGGGGUUUUGUCUCUCCAUUUGACCAUGUAAUUUGACAUAUAAAACUAAUUAAGCAGGCUGCGGAUAUUGAGGAUUUUGCCUCUAUUUCACUAUGUAAUCAGACAUAUAAAGCUAAUUAAUGGCUUAUAUAGAUUCUGCCUCGAUUUUUUGAUUCUUCAUAUUAA
Messenger RNA from Cryptomeria japonica (Japanese cedar), 3125 nucleotides. RefSeq names its product heat shock 70 kDa protein 14. NCBI's taxonomy places the organism in Eukaryota, Viridiplantae, Streptophyta, Pinopsida, Cupressales, Cupressaceae. The transcript is spliced from 9 exons. The coding region runs from base 331 to 2712 and encodes 793 amino acids. Gene Ontology annotation, cellular component: nucleus; cytosol. The record is from RefSeq and is a predicted model, not a curated record. Gene Ontology annotation, biological process: protein folding. Gene Ontology annotation, molecular function: ATP-dependent protein folding chaperone; ATP binding.